This is a messenger RNA of Capronia epimyces CBS 606.96, 1521 nucleotides long. RefSeq lists its product as uncharacterized. Bases 1 to 1521 code for a protein of 506 amino acids. The record is from RefSeq and is a predicted model, not a curated record. The transcript has a single exon. NCBI's taxonomy places the organism in Eukaryota, Fungi, Ascomycota, Eurotiomycetes, Chaetothyriales, Herpotrichiellaceae.
AUGUACCACCUACGUCGCUGCAUUCUCGCCCUAACACUGAGCUCCUACUUUGCGGUGGCCUUGACGUUGAGUGUUCUACCAGCGCAGCGGAUUACGCCGACCUCGGUAACAUGGAACAAAUGCCUAGAUCAGACUGAUGGUCUGGAUUGCGGGACGUUGGAAGUGCCAAUAGACUGGGACGACCCUUACGGACAUACAAUCCAUCUUCACAUGAGUCGACUGAGAUCCGUCAAAACGAUUCCGCUAGGAACACUGUUCUUCGACUCGGGAAACGUUGAUAGGCCAGGGAGCCUGCAAUGCACUGACGGUUCGACAUUCUACUACCGCUUCAGCCCGAGACUACGCUAUAACUUCAACAUCGUCUGCCUCGACCGUCGGGGCAUUGGAGGAUCCAAUCCCGUUAAUUGCGACGCGGCGCUCUGGAACGAGAUCGGGUCUUUCUUCCCCACGGACCAAGCGGGCUUCGAUACGCUGAACAGCUGGAGCCUGAAGUGGGCAGACAGCUGCUACGAACGCAGCGGCCUCGGCAUCGGUGUAACCGACGCCACCACGGCCGCCCUAGACUGGGAAGCGGUGCGCAUCGCGGAGGGCGAGUCGAACGGCGACAGCAUGAUGAACAUGUUUGCACAAGGGCACGCGACGAACAUCGCCACCCGGUACGCCGAGCUGUUCCCGGAGAAGGUGCGGGCCAUGGUGCUCGACUCGCCCAUCGACCACUCGCUGAACCAGAGCGAACUGCUGCGCACGGUCAGCCUGGCCAACGAAGAUGCCAUCCUCCGCUUUACGAAGUGGUGCACCAGGCACCCCCAGUGCCCCUGGCAGAAGCGCGGGCCGUUAAACCUCUUGGAGGGUCUGGUCGCUGCCCUCAAUCGCAGGCCGAAGCACGAACCCCUAUGCCUCCCUGAGCACCGCGGGGAUUUUCCGCAAGCAGGCAACUGUCGCACCAAGGUCAGCGGGCACCACAUCAUCGAGAACAUGGUGAGGCGGCUGGACGACCCGACCGACGAAGCCUACCAAGCGCUGGCGCAAGACCUAGCUGCGGCCCUUGACGGCUUCCCCGUGAACCUGUCGACCCCGAUUGCGGUCGGCUCGGACAGGCACUUCGCCAAUACCGCCACGCACUGCGCCGACUGGGGCACCGAUGUCAAGACCUUCGAGCAGCACCGCGCUCUGCAGGAACUCGCGCACGAAGCCGCCCCGCGUACCCUCGGCAGCGCAUCGGUCAUGAGGGCCAUCAGCAUGUGCAUGAACUGGCCCUAUCCCGCCCGGAACCCGCCGCGGCCGGUCGACGACAGCCGCGUCCGCCUCGUCCGGCAUCCGACUCUGAUCCUCGCCUCCGCAUACAACCCCUCGGCUCCCCUGUCUUGGGCACAGAGCUUGCACCGCCAGAUUCCCAAUUCCAAACUCAUCACCACGACCGGAAAGGGGAACCCGGCCCACCACUGGUCGCAGAGGGCCCAAGACAUCGUCGAGGAGUAUGUCGUGAAAUUGAAUAUCGAGAAUGUGGAGUUAAUUCCUUGA